AUUUUUCCCCAUUCUUCCUUUUCUCUUUCUUCCACUCACUCGGCUGAGCGCUUCCAUUUUUCUUCUUUCUUCUUUUUUUCUUCUCUUAUCUUUUUCUUACUUUGUCUUUUUUGCCUUUUGCUGCUGCCCUGCCCUCGUGUGUUCAGGACUUUGCUCCGAAACCGCACCCAGAACCGCAGUUUGGCUUUUUUUUUUUUUUUUGAUAAUCUUCUCUCUUCUCCCCUGCCGUACGUAGGGGGGACCUUUCUCUUACUCGUUCGCUUGCGAGCUUUUUCGGCGUGGAAAGCACCUCAGCAACAAAAGCAACGUAGCCCGGAGUCUGUGCGGAGGUUUUCAGACUCUGUUUUAAGGGUUUCUCGCGCGAUAUCCAUUCUUUCUUUUCUUCUUUGUUCUCAAGCCCCUCCCUUCUUUUCCAUCGGACGCCACCCGCCGUGUUCACUUCCUAAAAGCCCCGAGUCUCUGCAAGUCCAGUCUUUCGUGUGAGGGGCACAAGCUUGAAGCGGCAAGUUCGCACCUCGUUUCAAAAAACCAAAAACAAAAAACCAAAAACAAAAACAAAAGCCGCCCCAUGCCUGACAGUCCCACGGCGGUCCUGUCGCCGUCCUUCAACAUGCUGUCUCCCAUGAACACCAGCAGCAGCAGCAGCAGUAGCAUCAGUGGUAGCAGUAGCAACAACAAUCACAUGGGCAGCCAUCUCCAUCACCACCCGCAGCACCUCGCAAUGGCGUCUCCUUCAGCCUUGGGAGGCGGUUCUUUGUCGACGCACCAUCUGCUGGCAUCGCCCACCGUUCCCGUUGCUUCGCCGACCGCUGCUGCUGCUGCUGCUGCUGCUUCGUCCUCGUCCCUCUACCACCUGCAGCACCUGCACCACCUGCAGCAGCAACAACAGCAGCAACAACAACAACAACAGUCGCCAUCGUCGCAGCGAGCAAUGCAGCAGCAGAUGCUGGUGACUGCGAGCAGCAGCUGCAGUUCGCCCAGCAUUCCGACGAUGCCAACCGCCGCUGCCGCCGCCUCGGCCGCCUCGUCCUCCAGCGGGGCAACCAGUGCCGCUGCCCUCGAUAACUUCAUGUCGUCGUCGUCGAUGAUCCUGCAGCCCUUGCCCCCGCUCUCCGUCCUCCAGCAGAACUACAACUUGCUCUCCAAGAUGCUGCAAGCGCAUUCGCAGGACCACGAUUCUAACGCAUACACGGAAAUCGCGGCGGGCUUACUCGCGCUGGAACAGCAAAUCUCGCUUCUGCAGCGCUAUCCCAUGCACCAGCAGCAGUCCCAGCCGUCCUCUGCGAGCGAGACUGGCAUCAGUGCUUCAUCCUCAAACUCGUCCAUCUCGUCGUACACCAACUUGCCCUUGCAAACAUCGGUGGCGUCCUUUGCGAGCGCCAACUCGUUCCGACAGUCGUCGCAGCAGAAUCUGGCCGCGCUGGCGUCUCCACGCGAGCACGCACUGCUCGAUGGCAUUGGCGCCAUGCACAUUGCCUCGCCCAUUAUUGGAGUGCAGCAAAUGCCCAGCAGGCGCCCUUCCAUCAUGGAGGAAGAAGAGGAAUCGGCUGGCGAGUCGUCGGCCACAGCCGCUCAAUCGCAGCAGCCUUCAUUGCAGCUGCAGCAACAACAGCAGCAACAACAACAGCAGCAGCAACAACAACAACAGCAACAACAACAGCACCAGACCCAAAUAAUGAGCGCGGCAGCCAAACGCUUGUCGCCAGGCACGAUGCGACGUGCAUUCAACGCCUCGCCCACAACGAGCAUGACCAUGAACAUGGCUCUCUUGAACAGCCUUGGUCAAAGCGUGACCCCGCCGACCUCGGCGCCCAUUGCCACAUUCACCGCCACGCACUCUGUUGGAUCGGCGCCGCCAAUCUCGUCGUGCAACACGCUCAUUGACGAUGAAACGGCCAUCUCGCUCACAGAACAGCUGCGUCAGCAGAAUCAGGCCACCAUGAUGCAGGUGCACUUCCUGCAGCAGCAGCUCGCUGCCUUUGAAAAGCAAAAGCUGCUCCAAACCCCGAACGGCGCGCUGGAUGCCUCGGCCUCGCCGCAGUCCAUGACAAGCCCCAUCAUGUCUGGCAUGGCUGGUAGCAACUCGAGUCUCAAUAGCAAUGGCAGCGCCAGCAGCAGCAGCCAGCAGCAGGCCAACAAUCGGCGGCGCUUCAAUUCCCUCGACUCGAACAAGCAGCCCGACCCCGCAACGCUCGGCCCUCACCCCGUCAGCAUGUCCCCUUCUAUGCAGCGACGCCAGCAUGUCGUUUCUAACAACAACAUGGCACCGCCGGUUGCCGGAAUUCUCAAGCCGCCGCAUCGCCGGCGUCGUGCCAACUCGGACACCUCCACCAUGCAAGCGGUGGCAGAGUUUGCCAACCUCCCGCUCAAGGCACGCAAUCUGCCUGCGUCCUUUUUCGAGCCCAAGGCGCGCCAGCGUCCCAAUGCUUCCCAGUCCCUUGCCCGAAACAACAGCACGGUCAGCGCAACGGACGCCCAGCAGCUGCAGCAGCUAUUGAGCCAAAUGCCCGCCGGAUCUGGCAUUGUCAUGCCACCUACACCCGCAGGCUCGACGCCAGACAUGAGCUACAGCAUGCCAGACUCUUCGCGCUCGUCCUUUACCACCACCGACGCGAAUGGCGUGCAGAUGAUGAUUAGCAGCACUGCGGUGGGUCACAAUGGUGCCACAGUGAUGCGUCGCGGGAGCUCGCCUAGCACACUCGGUUCCGGCUUGAGGAAGGCAGGGCCAGAGGAUGCUGAACACCCGCUCGUCCGCCGCGCGUCUGGCUCCAACUCGCCCGGCAUCGUUGGUCCCUGGGCAGGCAACGGCAACGCACGCGCACCGCUGCUGGGUUCGAGCGGCCCUGUCUCUGGGCGCCGCAGCUCUGCAUCGUCCAUUUUCCAUGCCAACAAUCAUCACAUGCAGGGUGCUACGUCCGGCACAUCUUCUCCAACAGCCAUUUCACCUUCCUUUUCGCAGUAUGGUUUCCCCUCCACGGUCCAGACCAUCCCGGAAAAUGAGGUGAAGGGCCAGGACGAGCUGCAGCAAGUCUACCAAUCCAUGAUUCAGGCGCAGCAGGUGCACCUGCAGCAAAUUCAACAGCAACUGCCCCGCAACAGCACUAUGGCGCAGCAGCACCAACAGCAAAUCCAGCAACUUCAGCAGCUGUUGCAAUCGCCAGAGUAUCAAGCUGCAUUCAUGUAUGGUCUAGCAACUGCCGAGCGCUCCGCCGAGUCACAGCCCAUGGCCACGGACAUGCAGGAGCAACUGCAAUUUUUGCAACAGCUGCGACAGCACGAGGAGCAACAACAACAGCAGCUGCAGCAAGAGCAACAACAGCCACAGCUCUUGCAGCUUGAAGCCCCAGCAGCAAGCAACCAAGUGCUCAACGACCAAGAAUCCGUCAAUCAAAUGUUCAAGGCUCUUGCCGAGCAGUUCCAACAGCAACCAGAGCAGCAACCUGAAAUGUUGCCUCCGGUCUCCUUGGGGCAGCACGACUCGCUUCCAGGAGUUGACGCCGACAUUGGCGAUUCGGAACUCGCAGCCCUCAUGGUCGAUCCGGACCUGAUGACUCUGCUCUCCGGUUCUACCGUGUAAAUUUUCCCGGUCAUCUACGUGAUUUCCUCGUAGAUUUUUUUUUUUUUCAAAAAACAAAUUUUUUUGCUUGUCGAUGAAAUUUGAGUCUCUUUGAGGCGAUUUGCGGGUUGGCUCUCUUAACCGCUUCAACGAGUUGUGAAUCAUUAUUCCGUCGUGCGAUUGUGUUUUGGUUUCCUUUCCCAUCCUUUAUUUCGAGCGGCUCAUCUUGUUGCCCAUUCUCUUCUUCUUCUUCUUCGUCUUUGGUGUGUUUUGUCGGAUUGAGUGAUGUUUCGUUCUGUUUGUUUCCGUGCCCAUUGUUACGCUUUGUUUUGUUCUAUCAAUAGAUUGUCAAUCUAUUUGAAACUAAUACAAAACCAUAACUAUCAA
Messenger RNA from Capsaspora owczarzaki ATCC 30864, 3943 nucleotides. RefSeq lists its product as hypothetical. The transcript has 2 exons. The record is from RefSeq and is a predicted model, not a curated record. The coding region runs from base 569 to 3577 and encodes 1002 amino acids. Lineage: Eukaryota; Filasterea; Ministeriida; Capsasporidae.